Molecule: messenger RNA, 1414 nt
Organism: Zingiber officinale
Lineage: Eukaryota; Viridiplantae; Streptophyta; Magnoliopsida; Zingiberales; Zingiberaceae
Exons: 2
Coding region: 280-1392 (370 amino acids)
Source: RefSeq, a predicted model, not a curated record
AAAGAUAAAACUAUCUUAAUUUAAGUGGAGGUGUCCCGUGUCUUCACUCCCGGACAUUUUGCACACGGUGCAAGGAAAGAUAUCAACAAUCUGUUGAUUAUCUGUUAAUUUAAGUGAAAUUUACGAAUAGUAUUUGAAUCGUUAAAAAAUAAAUUUGGAGGAAAAAAAAAAUUAAGGCAAAGUUUUCGUCUAAUAUUUUUUAAACAUAAAUGAUUUAUUUGAUGAUAGUUUUAGGGUUCUCUUUCCGAUCCGGUUCCAAAAAUCUUCUCAAGGAAGAAGAUGAUCAAGUUUGGCGUCGCCGGCAUCGGCAUCGUCGCCCUCAACUUCUUCGUCUUCCGCAAUUGGGUCUUCUUCCAUUCCCUCCCCAUCUUUCUCUUCUUCGUCUGGCUUCUCCUCUGUUGCCUCGCCUCGUUCCCCCCUUCCCGAUCUUCCUUACCGCUGUCUUCCCCAGCUGAAUCCGCCUCCACCGAGCCACCGCCUUUUCCCGUUAAUUCCGCCUCCACCGAGCCGCUGUCUGCCCCCGUUGGUUCCGCCUCCACCAAGCCUCUGCCUUUUCCCGUUAAUUCCGCCUCCACUGAACCGCUGCCUUCACCUGAGCCGCUUCCUUCCCCCGUUGCUUCCUCCUCCACCAAGCCGCUGCCUCUCUCACCUGAUUCCAACCGCGCCGGCCGUGCUCUCUCGCGCGUCCUCUCCGCUGUGUCCAGCGCCCCCGUCGACUCCCGCAAGUACGACCUCGUACGCUCUCUCGCCGAUCGGAUCCUUUACAGAAACCUCGGCAGCGUCGUGGAAGAACUCCUGGAUCUCAACCGCGCAGCUCUGGCCGUCGCUUUCGCGAGGACGAUCGCCCUACUCGAGGCGUCCAUCGAGGCGGAGGUGCGUCUGGCAUCGGGGCUGCGGUCGAGUUGGGCCUCUCAGGCGAGAGAUGAGCAGCGCGGUGCCUCGGCGGAGAAGCUGGCGGCGGAGACGAUGUGGCUCGGGCAAAAGAUGGCGGAGAGCAGCGCCGCCUCGACGGCGGUGACGAUGUGGGGGUCGAUGUUAAGGCUCCCUGUGCUCGCAAUCUCCGUGAAGCCGCGUCUUCAAAACGUAAUCGUCCGUGUCUGCGAAUUUAUGUUCACGCUCAUCGUCAACUCGGAGGAAUUGGAGGGAAAUUCAACAAGCUCCCGACUAGCAAUGCUCAAGGCAUGGCUGCCAUUACUUUGCCAACUUGGAAAGAAACCAGAUACGGUCAGAUUACUGGAGAGAAUGAUCGAGAAAUUUCCUUACGAGGAGCAAGAGGAUAUUCUAUCUUUCUGGCUUGAUCACUACACCAGUUGUGUCGAUUUCAAUUGUCUUAAUCUCGAAAGUUGCUACAUGCGUUGCUACUCUGAAUCUCAAAACAUCAAUCUGAAAUGAUAUUUCUGUCGUAUUUCAAUAA